Molecule: messenger RNA, 234 nt
Organism: Racocetra fulgida
Lineage: Eukaryota; Fungi; Glomeromycota; Glomeromycetes; Diversisporales; Gigasporaceae
Source: the annotation of a GenBank genome assembly
AUGUAUUAUAUUAAUGAGUCUAAUCAACAAGAUGAAGAAGAUAACGAACAUAAUAGAGAAAAUGAUGAAAGUGAAUCUAAUAAUCAAAAACGUAAUGCGAAGGAUAUACCUUAUUAUUAUUCAUCUCCAGGAUAUUAUUAUCUUUAUUACAAGAAGGAAGCAACCUCACCUUAUUACUAUUACAAGAGAGAAUUCCCACCUCAUUAUAAUAUCCAAUCAGACGAUUCACCAUAA